Molecule: messenger RNA, 1914 nt
Organism: Seminavis robusta
Lineage: Eukaryota; Bacillariophyta; Bacillariophyceae; Naviculales; Naviculaceae
Source: the annotation of a GenBank genome assembly
CUCCUCCGCUGUUUCUCGUGGUGGCAGCAUGAUCAAAACAAGAACAGCACAGUUUUACAUUCAAAAGUUUACAUCACCAGCAAUGGCAGAACAGAUUCGAUUCAUGACAUGUACAAGGCCAUGCAUGAGGUCUUUGGAGUUCGCUUGGAUAUUGAAAAGAGAGCCAACACUGACUCUCCAGAGGUGCAUGUGGAUGCCCCCUGGCGAGCUAUGGAUGUACAGACCAAGACCUAUGCCAUGGUCUCCCCAGACCAUGCCAAGACUUUGGUAGAAGGCUUGCUCAACCACUACACACCCAACAAUGACAAGAGAGCCGGCUGUCCUGCUGAUGGCAAAAGCAAGAAGUCCAAACCAGUCAUUGCCUUCCUGGACAGAAAGGAUUCCAAAAGGUCUAUCGCCAACGGCCCUGAGGUCCUUGAUAAGCUGCGUCAGUCCGGUCAUGAUGUCCGAUACCAACCAUCCUUUCAUGGCAUGUCGCUGAUAGAACAGAUCAAGUUCAUGUCUGAGGCAGACAUUGUCAUGGGGCCACAUGGAACACAGUUCACUACAAGCUUGUUCAUGCCUUGGUGUGGUUCCUUGUUGGAGUUCUUUCCGAGACAGUAUUAUGCGCCCAACUGGUAUGGUUCAAUGGUUGCUUUGUCGGGGAAGCAUCACUUCUUGACUUAUCAAGGAGGACAAGCACUGAAUGCCUAUAGGCGAAACACGAGGCAUUUCAAUGCCUCUGUUGAGGCGGUGGAGCAAGUCACGGCAGUCAUGGUGGAGCGGUGGCACUCUUGUUGUGCAGCAAGAAACACCAACAACUGUAACAGCAACAAGUUUGGUAUUUGCACAAUUGUAGAAGAAAAAAGAGGGGGAAAGAUGAGUAUUCCACCUGAAGCAAUCGAUGGCACCGAGCAAAACCCCUAUGUUGCAGAAACUCGCUACAACGGCACCUUGCCUGCUUGGGAAAUGUUCCUUGGCCCUGGUAGACCAUACUUUCCAGAGGGUCAACGAGCUCUUAACAAAAGUGAUGCCAGGCUGCUCUUUCCCAAUCACAAUUCCACUGAAGCAGUUUGCCGAUUGUCAAACAUCUUCCUGUUUCAGAUGUUCCCUCACAACUUCCAGCAGCUUGUUCGAUGUUUCUCAUGGUGGCAGAUGGACCAUAACAAGAACAAAACACCAGUACUGUACAUUCAACAGUAUGACCAUGGGACUGAUGACAUGGCCUCAGUUCAUGGUAUGUACAAGGCCAUGCAAGAUGCAUUUGGUGUGCGAUUGGACAUUGGAAAUCGAACCAAUGAAGACUCUCCUGAGGUUCAUGUGAUGGCACCUUGGGAAACUAUGGCAACCCAGACAGGCAUCCAUGCAAUGGCGUCAAGAGAACAUGCCAAAAGAAUGGCAGAAGGCUUUCUCAACUACUACACACCUAACAAUGACAAGAGAGCUGGCUGUCCUACAAAUGGCAGCAGCAAGAAGGGUCCAGUUAUUGCUUUUCUGGAUAGGCAGGAUUCUCGGCGAUCGAUUGCCAACAGUAAUGAGGUACUGUAUAGACUGCAGAAGGCUGGCUAUGAUGUGUUGUACCAAUCUUCUUUCAAGGGCAUGUCGUUGAUGGGACAGAUGAAGUUCAUGUCAGAAGUGGAUAUUGUCAUGGGUCCACAUGGACAGCAAUUUCUCACAAGUAUGUUCAUGCCACAGUGUGGCUCCUUGUUUGAGUUCUUUCCCAGGAACUAUUAUGCACCCAACUGGUAUGGAUCAUUGGUGGCCUUGUUCGGCAAGAAUCACUUCUUCGCUUACAACGGAGGAGGAGUUUCACAAUGGAUGAACGAAUCUCGUGAAACCAAAUCUUAUAAUGCCUCUGCUGAUACAGUCAUGCAAGUGACAGAGGCGAUGGUGGAACGGUGGCACUCUUGCUGUAGUGCACUAGGAAAUGUUUAA